CACAGACGAUGGUCCGCCCAGUAUUCGGACUCCUAAUUCCUAAAACAUGCGAAAUCUAAAACCCUAGACCCAAAAGACUGAUGAAUUUCCUCUUCGGCGCUAGCUCCUCCCACCUCCGCCGCUACAGCCGUCGCCAUUUCCUCCAACUCCGCACCCUAUACGACGGCGUAUCCGCCUUGAAAUGGCCUCGAGACCGCGGCCUCGACCACGCAGUGGAGCGCGACAAGCUCCUCAAGCCCCUCCUCAAUCUCAAAAACCUCAUCAUUUCCGAGCCAUCGAAAUCGAUUCCGCUCACGCUCAUCACCGAAUCGAAGGAAGCCCUAGGAAUCCCAUUUCGCCCAAUUGAAUUCAUCCGGAAAUAUCCUUCAAUUUUUGAGGAAUUCCAGCCGGGGUCCCUCAACAUCCAGCCCCACAUCAAGCUAACCCCUACUAUAAUUUCUCUGAGCUCCGAGGAAACUCUACUUCACCAGAGUGUUGAUUACAAGCAAGACGUCGCGAGCCGCCUCUUGAAGCUGUUGAUGGUAAGUAGGAUUAAUAAAAUUCCGAUCUUUGUGUUGGAGCGUUUGAAAUGGGAGCUGGGUUUGCCUCUAGACUAUGAGAAGUCUUUGAUUCCCGAGUUUCCGGAUUACUUUAGAGUGAUUGUUGGGGAUGGUGAUUUGGAGGAAAAUGAGAAAGUGCUUGAGUUGGUAUGCUGGAGUGAUGAGUUUGCUGUUUCGGAGGUGGAGAAAAAGAGGGGAAAGAGUGGAAAGAUUGAGUUUUUGCUGCAGUUUUCGAAAGAGUUUGAGAUGGAUAAGAAGUAUAAGAAGUGGUCGGAUGAGUGGCAGAAGUUGCCAUAUGUGUCGCCCUAUCAGAAUGCUAUGCAUUUGGGGUCGAAGACAGAUGAGUCGGAUAAAUGGGUAGUGGCAGUUUUACACGAGGUGCUUAAUCUGUUUGUUGGGAAGAAGGCGGAGAAGGAGAAUCUGCUUUAUUUGGGAGAGUAUAUGGGGUUGAGGCCGAGCUUCAAGCGGGCGUUUCUGGAGCAUCCAGGGAUUUUUUACCUGUCGAGUAAGAUUGGGACACAUACGGUGGUUCUAAGGGAGGCUUAUAAGAGGGGGAUGUUGAUUGAGAGACAUCCUUUGAUGGGUAUGAGGUCGAAGUAUAUUCAGCUGAUGAAUGUAGUGAAGGAUGAUAAUAAAGCGAAGAAUGCACAGCAAAAGAGUGGUGCUGAUGUUAAGAAAAGUGAAGUGGGGGAUGAUGAGGGAGUGGAGGAAGAUGGUGAUGUAACGUAUGAUGAGAGUGAUGAUGAUGAGGUUGGAAAUGCGGGUAGAAGAGGGAGGCAGGUAGUUGAGGCAAGAGUCACGGAAAGGAGGAAUACUAGAGAUGCUGUUAAGACAGCAGGAAGUGAUAGUGAGGAAAUUGUGUUGAAAAGCUCAACAAGGCCUUCGUGUAGAAGAAACGCUCGUGGUGUUGAAAUGCGUGACUCCUCUGACGAUGAGAGUGAUGAUUGUGAGGAGGGUGAGGAGGUUGUAACUGAGGCUGAAAGAGUGAGGCAUGAAAGGAAGGGUAGAGAUUUCGAAAGAAGGGAUGCUGGAAGUGUGGGAAGGAGGAAUAACGGAAGAGGCACUGAAGAAAAAGUGUUUAGAAGGUCGACUAGGAGAACAAAUGGCCGAGGUGGUGGUGAUGAUGAUGAGAAAAAUGUGACUAAUAGAGGGAGGCAUGAAAUGAAUGGUAGAGAUUUUGAAAGGAGGAACACUAGAGGUGAGGGAAGGAGGACAAAUCGAAGAGGCGCUGAAGAGAAUACAAGGACUUUUAGGAGAAGAGCAGAUUCUCGAGAUGAUGAUUCUAAUACUCGCAGAAGGUUUACAAGGAACUCAAAUACCUCUGGAAAUAGGACUCGAUCUGAAACAGGGCGGAGAUCCACAUAAUGGAAGCUCUAGCUGCUUAACUGAGCAAACUCAAGUAUUAGGUUACUUGUUAGAAGCUGUUGAGAUGGAAUCAUGGAAUUGAAUUGAGAUCAAAUACUAAGCUAGUUAUGAUAAAAAAAGAUAAAUCUCAUACAUUAGUUAUGAUUAAUUCACACAAGCUACUGGGCUGCCAAUUCAAAAUCUCAUACAUUUCCGGAAGGGAAUAAGAUAGCGGACCAUCUUGUGAAGCACGGAAGCAGAGAGGACCAUCGGAUCAUGUUCGAUCAAGAAACUGCCCCACCUUGCAUUUAGGCUUUGGCUCUCGUGGAUAGACUUGGAUUACCAAACUUCGGUUUCAAUGAUGAAGAGGACAUGAUACGGGACCCCCACCAACGGCAGAGCGGCAGGCCGAGCUGGAGCAUGCCGAGCUGGAGCAUGCCGAGCUGGAGCAUGCAGAGCUGGAGGCAACGACAGCCGAGCAUCACGACGCAGCGCUCCCGAAGCCGAGCAGCACGACGCAGCCGAGCAGCCCGCCGCAGUGCGGGAGUAACCGAAGUGAAGAACUAGUUGUGUCGAAAAGAUCCUUGAGGCCGAGAGACAAGCUCAAGGCGCCGAACAAGUUCACGAACUAGCCGAUUCACUUUGUUCUUUUUUGAUUAUUUCCUUCCUUUUAUGUUUUACUAUUUUUGGAAACUUUAGUUUACUUACUGUUGAGUCGGGCCUGAUUUAUAAGCCCAGUUCGGGUUUUCUUUGCGGUUCUUUCCCGGAUGAAUUAGGUUACGUCGAACCGCCCUAGGGUUUUUAGUAUAAAAUAGGGUAUUUCAUCAACACAUUAAUUUAUGAAUGAAAUAUUUUCCCUACACAAAUCUUGUGCCG
Messenger RNA from Salvia splendens (bonfire salvia), 2759 nucleotides. RefSeq names its product protein WHAT'S THIS FACTOR 9, mitochondrial. Gene Ontology annotation, molecular function: RNA binding. The record is from RefSeq and is a predicted model, not a curated record. The transcript is spliced from 2 exons. Lineage: Eukaryota; Viridiplantae; Streptophyta; Magnoliopsida; Lamiales; Lamiaceae. The coding region runs from base 81 to 1904 and encodes 607 amino acids.